This is a messenger RNA of Molossus molossus (Pallas's mastiff bat), 2602 nucleotides long. RefSeq names its product histamine receptor H2 (gene HRH2). Gene Ontology annotation, biological process: positive regulation of vasoconstriction; gastric acid secretion; chemical synaptic transmission. Bases 480 to 1694 code for a protein of 404 amino acids. The transcript is spliced from 3 exons. Gene Ontology annotation, cellular component: membrane; dendrite. Gene Ontology annotation, molecular function: G protein-coupled serotonin receptor activity; histamine receptor activity; neurotransmitter receptor activity. Lineage: Eukaryota; Metazoa; Chordata; Mammalia; Chiroptera; Molossidae. The record is from RefSeq and is a predicted model, not a curated record.
CGGGAAGUCUCCAUCACACCAAAUGGCCAGCGACAGGCACCUCCCGGCGUGAGGGCUUGGGGGUCCCAGCAGGGAGAAGCAGCCGUCCUUCACCCCUGCCACAUGGAUGGGAGUAGCCGUCAGCUAUGGAGAAGGAUGUGGCCAUGUGUUCACAUGAUCCCUCCCGUAUGAAAACAAAACCACCUCCAGACACAUGCCCCAGUGCCUCAGCCUCUAUACAACACCCAGAGAGAGGAGACCUGCUCCCGUCCCGGGAGGAAGCCAGCUCUGCAGGGGACAAUCUGAGGACUGGAGUUUGAACCACCAUCUUUGCUUUGUCCUCAUUCACGCUCAUGCCCACCACCUCCUCAGAGACUACUUUACUUAGUCCUAGAAACACAGCACUGAGUUGGUCAUUGUAACCUCCCCACAUCAGGACAUUUUGGCUCUGUUGGGCAGCCUAGAGCUGUGGGCGGAGGAAGGAGCCUCAGGAUCCCAGGAUGGAGUCUAACAACACAGCCUCCUGUCUGGACUCCGCCGUGUUCAAGAUCUCGGUUGGCUUGGCCCUCACGGCCCUCAUUGUCAUCACUGUCGCUGGCAAUGUGGUCGUCUGCCUGGCUGUGGGUCUGAACCGCCGGCUCCGCACUCUGACCAACUGCUUCAUCGUGUCCUUAGCCAUCACCGACCUGCUCCUCGGCCUCCUGGUGCUGCCCUUCUCAGCCUUCUACCAGCUGUCCUGCAGGUGGAUCUUUGGCAAAGUCUUCUGCAACAUCUACACCAGCCUGGACGUGAUGCUCUGCACAGCCUCCAUCCUCAACCUCUUCAUGAUCAGCCUUGACCGGUACUGUGCCGUCACAGACCCCCUGCGCUAUCCCGUGCUGGUCACCCCAGUCCGGGUUGGUGUCUCGCUGGUCUUAAUUUGGGUUGUCUCUAUCACCCUGUCCUUCCUGUCUAUCCACCUGGGGUGGAACAGCAGGAAUGAGACCAGUGAGGCCAAUCACACCACCCUGCCCUGCAAAGUCCAGGUCAACUUGGUGUAUGGCUUGGUGGACGGGCUGGUCACCUUCUACGUGCCUCUACUGGUCAUGUGCAUCACCUACUACCGCAUCUUCAAGAUUGCCCGGGAGCAGGCCAAGAGGAUUCAUCACAUCAGCUCCUGGAAGGCAGCCACCAUCAGGGAGCACAAAGCCACCGUGACGCUGGCCACCGUGAUGGGGGCCUUCAUUGUCUGCUGGUUCCCCUACUUCACCGUGUUUGUCUACCGUGGGCUGAGAGGGGAUGACACUGUGAACAAGACCUUCGAAGCUGUUGUUCUAUGGCUGGGCUACGCCAACUCAGCCCUGAACCCCAUCCUGUAUGCCACACUGAACAGAGACUUCCGCACGGCGUACCAGCAGCUCCUGCACUGCAGGUGUGCCAGCCACAAUGCCCACGCCACCUCUCUGAGACUCAACAGCUCUUGGCUCUCCAGGACUCAAAGCCAAGAGCCCGGGCAGCAGGAAGAGAAGCCCCUGAAGCUCCAGGUGUGGAGUGGGAGAGAGGCCAUGGCACCCCGGGGAGCCACAGACAGGAAGCCCAAGCUGUCCUGCACCGAGUGCUCCAGCAACCUUCUGAGCUGCUGCAAGAGUCUGUGGGGACUUCGGUUCCUCCAGAGACACGUGGGAGGCCCCUCGGAGGAGCAGCCACUGAGGACACCGCCCUCCCAGGCUGUCUAGACCCGGCCCCAGGACACUGAAGAUACUGCUCCUGGUCACAAAAUGUGACUCCUAGAGCCACUAAGGGCCCGGCAGCCCCCAAAGCCACCAAGGAGUGACCCUAGCCUGAGUCUAGGGGUUCCCGGAGCACCCAGUGGGGUGCGAGGGUCCUCGGGCCUGGGGCGGAACAGCCUGUCUGUGCUCAGCGUUCCCAGACAGGCUGAGUCCCAAGCUCGCGUUGGUGCUGACCCCGAGUCCUGAGCAGAGAUGGGGGGACAUUGGGGAUGUGUGCGCAUGUGUGUGCACGAAUGUGAACGUGCCCUCUGAGCACAGCAGAGGGUGUUGCCCUACAGCACUAGCCUCUCGCUGCCUGUGGGUUCUGCAGGACAGAGGGCAGGGAAGGGCAGGGAAGGAGAACACUAGCCUUUAAUGAACACCGACUGUGUGCGAGGUACUUCGCCUGCAUGAGCUCCCAUAAUCUUCAUCACCUGCAACAAGGAUCACUGUCCCUCCUCUACAGAGGUGGAAACUGAGGGCCGCUCCACUAGAACGUGUGUCUGGCUCAUAGGAGGCACUAGAAAAAUAGUCGUCGAAGGAAUGAAUGAAUGAACCAACGAACGGGAGGAGGGGUGAAGAGCCAGGCCACAAGCCCAUGCUGUCCACACAACACUACCUGCCUCCUGGGAGAGAGGCCACGGUAUUUCCUGACUGAGCCCAUUCCGUGAAGCUCAGACCGUGGUCUGGGAGGGCCCUUAUGCUGCAGCACGAGUGCACUUGCUGGGGAAAGUGUGCCAACGCCAGGGAGGGAAGGCGGAGGUUGGGAGGAUGCAGCAGACAUGAGUAGGGAAGCUGACCCCGCAGCAUCCUCUGCUGGGAUGCAUAACCUUGGGUGAGGCAGGGGUCCCCUCUGAGCAUCUCUACUCCUCUGU